Molecule: messenger RNA, 513 nt
Organism: Oikopleura dioica
Lineage: Eukaryota; Metazoa; Chordata; Appendicularia; Copelata; Oikopleuridae
Source: the annotation of a GenBank genome assembly
AUGAUGAAAACUUUCCUUUUUCUUUUUUUCGGAUUGGCAGCGGCCCACGACGUUCCGGUUCCCGCUUGGAAGCUAGAGCGAGUCCGAGAUUUGUCGAGGUCCAUGUCGACGAAUAAUGUUGGAACCACUCUACUCCUCAAUGCCCUUCAAAUCGCUGAUUUUAACGCUGUGCCAUCAUUCAAAGCGGAACAACUUGAAUUUCCCGGAGCUCGAAUUCUCAUCCAACGCGCUGCUGACAUUGGCGAAGAACUCAAAAUAACCCUGGCUGAAGCUGAUUUCUCCGAUGAAGAUUUAAUUAUUCAGGAAAUCGAACGAGCCGGCUCGGAAUUCUACGAAGCUGCUGAAGAAAUGGUUUCUCAAGACGAAGGGCUUUCCCGAAUGAAGCGAUUCACUGGACUCGAAGUUGUUGUCGUUGGCAUCGUUGCCGGUGCAGUCACAUGUAUCAGUACUGCCAUUUUUACAGGCAGCUCAUGCGUUAGCGUCAGGGACAUCAAUGUCAAUCUCCCCGGCUAG